AUGAACUCUAGCACUCCUACACAUUCAUUAAAGUUACUUCCCUUUUCUCUUCUAUUUCUUCUAGUGAUUGUUUCUGCGGCACCACACAACAUUCCCAGACUUACUGCAAUUCGUGGGAAACAGUUUAAACAGGCAUCUAAUACCACAUUAGCAUACAAGUCGGAGGAUUUCAAAACCUUCUUCUACAACCAAACACUCGACCACUUCAAUUUCAGGCCUGACAGCUAUGCAAUAUUUCAACAAAGAUACAUGAUCAAUGAUAAGUACUGGGGUGGGGCAGAAGCAAACGCGCCAAUCUUUGUUUAUCUUGGUGCAGAGAAUCCAUUAGAUGAUGAUCUUAAUGGGAUUGGAUUUUUAGCUGAAAACGCGCCUUAUUUCAAAGCUUUCCAAGUUUAUAUAGAGCAUCGUUACUAUGGGCAAUCAGUUCCAUUUGGAUCAAUCGAAGAAGCCAUGAAGAAUGAAGACAUCCGCGGUUACUUCAGUUCAGCUCAAGCUAUUGCAGAUUAUGCAGAAGUUAUUCUACACUUGAAAAGAACACUAUCUGCCCAGAGCUGCCCAGUUAUUGUCGUGGGAGCAUCUUACGGGGAAUAUCCUCAAGUUGCUCUCGGCGCUCUGGCCUCUUCAUCUCCUAUCCUUUAUUUUGAUGACAUCACUCCACAAAAUGGAUUCUACUCGGUUAUCAGCAAGGAUUUCAAGGAAGCAAGCGAGAGUUGCUACAAAACAAUACAAGAAUCAUGGUCCGAAAUCGACAGAGUUGCUUCCCAGCCCAACGGUCUCUCUAUCCUCAGUCAGAAGUUCCGGACAUGCUCGCUCUUGAGCAAAUCUUCUGACCUCAAGGACUACUUGGAGAGCAUUUACACCCACGCUGCUCAGUACAAUGAUCCCUCUACUAAUCCUGUUAGCAAUAUCUGUGCUGGAAUUGAUGGAGCCGGCCAAGGAACCGACGUUCUCAGCCGGAUAUCAGCCGGCGUGUAUGCUCAUUAUCAAGAUUCAUGCUAUAACUUCAAUCCCUCGGCACAACUUCAAGGUCCUACUUUAAUGGGUGGGGUUGGCAAUGAAAUGGUGAUGCCCAUUGGCCGCAAUGACAACACCACCAUGUUUCCACCAGAACCCUUUGAUCUAGAUAGCUACGUUAAGCGUUGCGAGAGCUUGUAUGGCGUCUCACCUCGGCCCCAUUGGGUCACCACCUACUACGGAGGCCAUGAUAUAAAAUUGGUUCUUCGAAGGUUUGCUAGCAACGUCAUCUUCUCCAAUGGCCUCAAAGAUCCAUACAGCAGUGGAGGGUAA
Messenger RNA from Thlaspi arvense, 1287 nucleotides. The record is from the annotation of a GenBank genome assembly. Lineage: Eukaryota; Viridiplantae; Streptophyta; Magnoliopsida; Brassicales; Brassicaceae.